AAGCUGUACCCGAGCGGAAGUGACGCGGAGGAAGCCGUCGGCGUCUCAGCCCGCCCCCACCCGUGCCCCGCCCCCGCGGCGCUAGCGGAGCCAAGAUGGCGACCGAGCUGGAAUAUGAGUCUGUGCUGUGUGUGAAGCCCGACGUCAGCGUCUACCGGAUUCCGCCGCGGGCCUCCAACCGCGGUUACAGGGCAUCUGACUGGAAGCUAGACCAACCUGAUUGGACUGGUCGCCUGCGAAUCACUUCAAAAGGAAAGAUUGCCUACAUCAAACUGGAAGAUAAAGUUUCAGGGGAGCUCUUUGCUCAGGCCCCUGUAGAACAGUAUCCUGGGAUNGCUGUGGAGACUGUGACAGACUCCAGCCGCUACUUUGUGAUCAGGAUCCAGGAUGGUACCGGGCGCAGUGCAUUUAUUGGCAUCGGCUUCACGGAUCGGGGAGAUGCCUUCGACUUUAACGUUUCCCUGCAAGAUCACUUCAAGUGGGUAAAGCAGGAAACUGAGAUUUCCAAAGAAUCGCAGGAAAUGGAUAAUCGUCCCAAGUUGGAUUUAGGCUUCAAGGAAGGACAGACCAUCAAGUUGAGUAUUGGGAACAUUACAGCCAAGAAAGGAGGUGCUUCUAAGCCCCGGGCCUCAGGAACGGGAGGCCUGAGCUUACUCCCACCUCCACCUGGAGGCAAAGUCACUAUUCCCCCGCCAUCCUCCUCAGUUGCCAUCAGCAACCAUGUCACCCCACCACCUAUUCCAAAAUCUAACCAUGGAGGUAAUGAUUCAGAUAUCCUGUUAGAUUUGGAUUCUCCGGCUCCUGUCUCAACUUCAGCACCAGCUCCAGUUUCUACAAGCAAUGACUUGUGGGGAGACUUCAGCACUGCAUCCAGCUCAGUUCCUANCCAGGCACCACAGCCAUCUAACUGGGUCCAGUUUUGAGUAGCAUUGGAAAGAAGUAAGAACACUUGAAGAAUAAAAAUGACCUCGAGGGCACCAUUUUCUGAGGGAGUUGAGGGACAGCUUCAUUUCCCAGAACCCAAAUCAGUGGUCAGUCUUUCCCGUAGCUUCUCUGUGCAUUCAGGCUGGAUUCUUUUUUGUUAUCUCUGUGUACUUGCUGUAUAGCCAGGGGACAAUCUGCUGUUUCCUGCUCAUAACCAAGCAGGGGAGUAGUGGGAAUUAUCACACUGACCAACUUUGCAGAGUUCAGAAGGCCAGCUUUAUGAGUGGGAGUGACCUCUAACAUACAUACGUAAGUUCUUGAACUUAUUUCAGAAUCAUCUCAUGAUUCCCUAGUUAGCAAUUUCAGGAGAGACAAAUGCCUUGAAACUGUCUUAUCCACCAAUCUAAGACUAAAAAUGGGCAGGCUGGCCCCAGGACUCACAAAGUUUGGGUUUUCAUAGGGUUAGAUUUGGAGAAAGCUGUGUCCCAGUUCUUUUCUGUAAGGCCUCCUUCAGGCUUAUCCCAUUCAGUGAACAUCCCGUGCUGGGUGGAGCCCCAUCACCUUCUUGUGUGUUUACAUAUUUUUU
Molecule: messenger RNA, 1510 nt
Organism: Mus caroli (Ryukyu mouse)
Lineage: Eukaryota; Metazoa; Chordata; Mammalia; Rodentia; Muridae
Gene: Necap1
Product: NECAP endocytosis associated 1
Biological process (GO): endocytosis
Cellular component (GO): clathrin vesicle coat; membrane
Source: RefSeq, a predicted model, not a curated record